Nerophis ophidion (straightnose pipefish) is the source of this 1195-nucleotide messenger RNA. RefSeq names its product aly/REF export factor 2-like. Gene Ontology annotation, biological process: mRNA export from nucleus. Gene Ontology annotation, molecular function: mRNA binding. The transcript is spliced from 6 exons. Gene Ontology annotation, cellular component: nucleus. The coding region runs from base 120 to 860 and encodes 246 amino acids. Lineage: Eukaryota; Metazoa; Chordata; Actinopteri; Syngnathiformes; Syngnathidae. The record is from RefSeq and is a predicted model, not a curated record.
GACUGCCUACGCAUUUCCGCUAGCAAAACCCACGGCGCCACCGGUGGAACUCUGGCAAACGACUUGCAGUCCUCGGCCGGGUUACUUCAUUGUUGUUUGAAAACAGCCGAAACGCCACCAUGGUCGACAAAAUGAGCAUGUCCCUGGACGACAUUAUCAAAAUGAACAACAAAGGAGGCCACGAUAGUUCUUCGUACGGACCAAGUAAACGUUCCGGUUUAGCCGUUGGCUCCUCGAGGUCGACACGGAGUCGACCGAGUAAUUUCAACCGCGGGAGAGGAAGCAGACCCGCACCAUACAGCAGGCCCAGAGAGUUGCCAGACAAAUGGCAGCACGACAUGUUUGAGGAGCACAUUGGUGAGCACAGAGGUCAAAGUGCAGGAGAAGACAGAGGUACGGAAUAUAGUGCUAAGCUGCUCAUUUCCAAUCUUGAUUUCGGAGUGUCAGAUAUGGAUAUCAAGGAGCUGUUUGAAGACUUUGGACCACUGAGGAAAGUAUCGGUACACUAUGACAGGUCCGGUCGCAGCAAAGGAAGUGCAGAUAUUUACUUUGAACAGACGGCGGAUGCAGUCAAAGCCAUGAAGCACUAUAAUGGUGUCCCUCUUGAUGGCCGACCGAUGAAAAUCAUACAGGCGACUGCAGACGUUGAACCACAAAGGCGACCAUCGAUGCAGAGAGGCUUUGACAGGAGCAGACUCGGCCAACCCGUGUUUGAAAGAAGCGAAAGGACAUCAGGGGGAAGCAGUAGAGGCUCAAGAGGAUUUGUAAGAGGCAGAGGAAGAGGGAACAGACCCCAGCUAUCUGCUGAAGAGUUAGAUGCCCAGUUAGAUGCUUACAAUGCCAUGGCAAAUAACAGCUAAAGAACCACGCAUUACCUUCUUGAAUUUGUUUCCAUUAUGGUGAAUUUUCAUUUAUGUUCAGAAGCCAUUAUGUGAUAUGCUACCAUGUGUUUUUAGAUAUUUUACAGUGUCUUCAUGUUUAUGUUGCAGUUUUUUCAGGUUAGAGGCCACCAGUUUCUCUGUAUGUAAAUUUAAAAUUAGUGGUUUCUUUAUUUCUCUUUUUUGAAUUAAGUUUGAAUUUUGAUUAUGUGCUUUAAUGCCCUUUUAUGUUGGAAUUUUUCUUCAAUUCUAUCACUUGUACUGUACACUUGAUAUGUAAAUAGUGCAGGGUUUUGUACAUAAAAUACUCACUAGAA